ACCCCUGUUUGCAGUAAUAAUCCUGCACAGGUCCUUGCAAAACCAGCUUUCAUGGAAGUUUGAAUCAGGGCUAAAGGUAACAACAGUUGCCCGGGAGCUGAUGACAUGUCCACCAGGGUUGCCGUGGUAACGGGCAGUAACAAGGGCAUCGGUCUGGCCAUCGUCCGGGCGCUCUGCAAGCAGUUCCAGGGAGACGUUUACCUCACCGCCAGAGAUGUCGGUCGCGGUCAGGAGGCAGUGGAGUCUCUUGUCUCAGAGGGACUGAAGCCCAUGUUUCACCAGCUGGACAUCAACGACCUGAGCAGCAUCACCACCGCUGCUGCUUACUUCAAAGACAAGUAUGGAGGAGUGGACGUGCUCGUCAGUAAUGCUGGGAUAGCAUUCAAAGUGGCAGACAAAACUCCCUUCGCAGUCCAGGCAGAGGUGACCCUUAAGACAAACUUCUUCGCCACCAGAGACAUGCUGACUCACUUCCUGCCGAUCAUCAAAUCGGGAGGUCGCGUGGUGAAUGUCUCCAGCUUCGUCGGCUCCCGUACUCUAAACCAGUGCAGCCCCGCCCUCCAGCAGCGUUUCCGCAGCGAGGACAUCACAGAGGACGAGCUGGUGGGACUGAUGCAGCAAUUCGUCGACGAGACCAAGAAGGACCAGCACAAGCAGGGCGGCUGGCCUGAGACGGCGUAUGGGGUGUCCAAGACUGGACUGACGACCCUGUCCAUGAUCCUGGCUCGUCGUCUGUCCAAGGAGAGACCGAAUGACGGGAUCUUGCUGAAUGCCUGCUGUCCAGGAUGGGUGCGCACCGACAUGGCUGGUCCGAAAGCCCCCAGGUCACCAGACGAGGGCGCCGUCACUCCGGUCUACCUGGCCCUGCUGCCGCCCGGAGCCACAGCGCCUCACGGAAAGUUUGUCAAUGACAAAGAAGUUCAGCCGUGGUGAAAGGGUUAAAGGACUGUGUGUGUGUGUGUGUGUGUGUGUGUGUGUGAGAGUGCACACGUGUGUGUGUGUGUGUGUGUGUGCGUGUGCAUUGAAUGCAACAAUAAUCACGUUUUACUCUUUGGAAGUGCUGGUUAAUUGCAAGUGUUUUUGACAGAGCUCCAUUUUUGCUUUGUUUCACUUUUCCUCCAGUUGUAUAAAUAUUUUUAUAUUUUGUUACACGGAAAGAAGAAAUUUUGCCUUGAAAUGGAUGAAAGUUAAAUGUUCUGAAAUCAAAGAAAAUGCUUUUCCACAAUACAGUGGAUUUUCAUCAAGAUUCCACAUUGCUUUCAUGUCAAAAACAAUAAAUGAACUUCAGAAUAAACAA
Messenger RNA from Xiphias gladius (swordfish), 1297 nucleotides. RefSeq names its product carbonyl reductase 1 (gene cbr1). NCBI's taxonomy places the organism in Eukaryota, Metazoa, Chordata, Actinopteri, Istiophoriformes, Xiphiidae. The coding region runs from base 106 to 933 and encodes 275 amino acids. The transcript has 7 exons. The record is from RefSeq and is a predicted model, not a curated record. Gene Ontology annotation, molecular function: carbonyl reductase (NADPH) activity.